Messenger RNA from Erpetoichthys calabaricus (reedfish), 2195 nucleotides. RefSeq lists its product as uncharacterized. The record is from RefSeq and is a predicted model, not a curated record. The coding region runs from base 136 to 1974 and encodes 612 amino acids. NCBI's taxonomy places the organism in Eukaryota, Metazoa, Chordata, Cladistia, Polypteriformes, Polypteridae. The transcript has 2 exons.
AGGGAAGGUUCCGCCCUCAGUUUCUUCGGAAGCUCAACCGUGGGGAACGUGCACACCGCCCGGUAUUGGACCAGGCUCACGAGUUGAUCCUCUGACGAGACUGACACGCGGGCUCCCUCAGUCUACUGGUCUAGGAUGAUGGCUCUGGGUCUUUUGAUAUUACUAAUUGGGGGUGUUCUGAAUGAAGUAGGAGCCACCACAUUAGGAGGCGAGGCAACGGAGACGACUCCGGUCCGAUGGUGGUGGAACAAUUCCACUAAGCCCAGACGUCAGGAGAACACCACGUGUCCGGAAAAUCAGUCUUGCAAUGUCCUCAACAUUACGACUGGUGACGGGUGCACCAUCUACUCCUCGAACUUGAAGGUGCCGGGGGUAAAACCACAGAAGUAUCUGAUUGAGUGCUCUGAAAACUUAAAUAUUACCUGGACGUCGAAAGUAACUUGGUGUAUGGGGCCCUGGAACGGCUCCAAGGUACAGUGCGAGGACAAUGCAACAUCAAGCGAAUACACCUCUAAUAAGACUGGGCCCAUUGGCUGGAUCAAUGCAACUGAAAUUAUUAACAGGACUAUACCAAUGCUUGCUAUAGCCGUGUGGGCUAGAACCCCCAUAACGAGACAGUCACAUGUAGAACCAAUAAUUGACACAUGUAAACUUGUUUCUACGACAGCAAAAAGGACUAAGGUUACAUGGCAAGUGACGUUUCCACUGUUGCCACAGUGUAAGCGUGCUAAACGGGCAUGGUAUGACACUUUCUUAGGAGGGGUUGGCACCACCCUAGGAACUUUAAACACCGUAGAUAAUGAAAUAACUGCAAACAAGCUUGAGAAUGUGGGACGACAUACUCACAAAGUGGCAGACCAAAUGGCUAGGUGGUUACCUCAGUCCAUGAUCUCUCAUCAGCAAACAGUAAACUGGGAACAACGCGCUUCAGAUUGGAUAAUCAUGGCUAGCAAUGACACUCGAUGGCUAAAUGUCUCAACUUUCAUGAACUGGACUGUAUGCACUUUUAACAUAUUACAAGCACAGAUACAGAAAAAUAACAUGCAAAUGGCUUUAAGGACUAAUACUAUGCAAAUAUGGCAAGAUAUAUGGAACAUUAGCAGUAGCUUAUGGUUAACGGUUAAACCUGAAAAUACUGAGUGUAAUGAUACAAUAUGUAAUGGGUAUUGGUUUCAAUAUAAUGUUACCACUAUGAUAACCUUGUGUAGAUAUCACGUUUUACCUGUUGUUGCACACGGACACUUUUGGCAGCUGCAAUUGGAUGGUGAGUGGCUAGAACCUAAAACAAACAAAACAUAUGAUUUACGAAAUUGCGAACACACUAAUAUUGGUAUGUUCUGUGGAUUGAUGUCAGGACAGGAAAACCCAUGUAUUUCAGGUAAAGCAACCACCUGUAAUUGGAGACUAGUUAAUCAGAACACCACUCUGUAUGAAGUGGGACCUCACCGACUCUGUGUUUCCACCACCAUCGCUAAUCGUAGGCUGCCACAGGUUCCGUUUUCUGGAUGUCUUGAUAAUGUAUAUGUUUGGCAAAUAGCAAAUAAUACUUACUAUCUGAAUAAUUACACCACUAAAAACCAUCUUACCAAGGUUCAAUGGCAAGUCUGGCAUGCUCCGACCUCAAUUUCACUGGCUGUAGCUGAACGUUUAUUAAAUAGCUCCCUGCAAUUAAAAGAAUUGGCUGCUAAACAUCAAAAACAUGUAGAUGCACUUACUGUACAGACAGUCAUGACGACGUCUCAAUUACAAAUUUUAGGGACCAAAAUUGAAGGUGAAUCUGUAAAUGCGUGGUGGUCAAUCUUUACAGGUUGGUCACCAAAGGCAUCCACAAUGUUGUCAGUUUUCCUCCGCCCUUUGGUGCUGCUUAUUAUUAUUAUUAUUGCUUUAAUGACUAUAUUUAAUUGCUAUGUGUUUUGUGUUUUAAAACGAAUUAAUAACAGAGCACGACAGACAAGGUUGCUGAUUUUGCGCUGAGCGAGGGACCGAUUGUAAUAAAAAAGGUUUUCUCUGUAACAGGAGAAGGGAUGAAAUAAAGGAGUAAGAGGGGGGGGAUUGGUCGCUUCAGUGCAAAACCAGCUACAAAGAUUGGAAUGUUUGGGAUGAUAGCGAAAGAAUGUGCAAAAACUUGCUUCUCAUAAAGAGUUUCAGAAUGUUAUGGGAAUACAGUCAAGGCCAUGUACUUGUUUUUCACUUCG